CCUCCACCACAACUUCUUGUACAGCUCGGCUCCGAGAUCUCAUGACCUCCACCAAGUACUCGUACACACAUGCUCUGCGUAUUCUGGGCGGGGAUGCUAAUAUCCGAUCUGCAUGGUGGGUGAACACAACUUUUUUCCUGCAGCACGUCGUGUCCAUUGACAUCGUGAUGGCUCUUCAUCGAUGAGACACUUCCAAUCAAAUGAAGAUCAAAUGUAGUUGAGUAAGCCCGAGUAUGUAUGCCUUUGUCUCAUCUUGCCAGCCCCCGAGUUGCAUAUCCCAUUUCUAUCUCUGUGCUCCCCCGCAGGCCGCUGUCAUACCAUCCCUCGCCAUAUCCUUUCUCUAAAGCACUCUGAACUUUCUCCCCCAAUUGUCUGUUGGCGAUAUCAUCAAUUGGAAAGCUCACAAUGCCGGGCCAACUCAAAUCGUUCUUGGGUACGAUGAGGAGGAAGCCUGCGAGUGCUCCAGAUGGCAAACAUGACGAGCAAGCCGCAGCUACCCCAACGGUCGAAAAGACUUCAGUUGUUCAUGAUCUCACUCAUCUUGACUUCAAAAAUGCGAAAACAGUAACAGAAGCUAUUACUACAAUCGCAUCUGGCGAGCCAAUGGACGACAAGGAGGUAAGCAGCAUCCAAUUGAUUCUUCUCUGAUGAUUGGGAGAAUGGUUUAGUAGGCUUGUCAGCUAAUUCGCCGACAGCUAUUACUAGAACAUGGAGUCGCAAUGCUUCAAAGCUUGCCAGCAAAUAGUGGAUUAGGAGCCACUGUCGCUGAUAAUUUCAUUGCCAUGUUGUGGAAUGAUCUUCCCCACCCACCUCCAACGACUUCAGGUCCUACUGCUAAAUACAGACACCACGAUGGAAGCUUUAACAAUCCCUGGGUACCUGAAAUGGGCAAAGCUGGAUCGCCGUAUUCUCGCAGUGUUCCUCCCUCUAAACCAAAAGGCCCAAAUCUCCCAGACCCAGAACUCGUGUUCGACCAGCUCUUGAAAAGGAAGGGAGCUUUUCGCCCACACCCCUCUGGCUUGAACCGGCUCUUUUUCUCAUUUGCGACAGUUGUAAUCCACGAGUGUUUCCAGACUUCGCGAACUGAUCCGUGGGUCAAUGAAACGUCUAGUUACGUGGAUCUAAGUACGCUUUACGGAAAUACCGAGAAAGAGCAGCAGCGAGUGAGGACUUACAAGAAUGGAGAGAUAUACCCCGACACGAUUGCUUCUGAGAGAAUAAUGAUGAUGCCUCCUGGAGUCGUUGCUGUUUCACUCCUAUUUUCGCGAAACCACAACCAUAUUGCGGAGAACUUGCUGUCUGUCAAUGAAAGUGGGAAAUAUAAACCUUGGGAUAGGCUAAAUCCAGAGGAGCAGGCUUGGUAAGCGAGCAGAACAUGCGUUUCUUAUAAACUUCUCUGAUAUGUGUGAUGUUGCAGGCAAGAUAACGACAUCUUUCAAAUCACCCGAAAUAUCAACGUUGGCUUCUUCGCUUCCGUCGUGUUGAAAGAUUACGUCGCAGCGAUUCUCAAUACCCCACGAGCCAACUCAACCUGGUCCCUCGACCUUGGUGCUGAAAUCAAGCAAAAAGGGAAAAGAGUCGAGCGUGGGAUAGGAAACGUUGUUUCCGUUGAGUUUGCUGUUCUCUAUCACUGGCAUGCUGCUCUCAGUGCGGCUGAUGAUAAGUGGAUGGAAGAGAUUUUGAGAUCUAGCAUUCCGGAUCUUAAAUCUGUCGACGACGUGGAUGUUGAUAUGUACAAGAAAAUCAUGAAGGUCCAUGGGCAUAAAUUGAUGAACACACCAGCUAGGGAAUGGACCUUUGGGGGACUGAAAAGAGGGCCUAAUGGAAAAUUCAGUGAUUUUGACUUGGGCGAACUUAUCAAAAAUUGCAUUGAGGAACCUGCGCAUGCUUUUGGGGCACAUGGCACUCCGGCAAGUUUGAAAAUUGUUGAUUUGAUGGGUCAGUUGCAAGCCAGGAACGUGUAUAAUGUCUGCACGAUGAAUGAGUUAGUUUCAUCCUUUCGCUCCUUUACUAAUUGAUUUGUAGUUCCGCUGACUUUACUCAUGCUACAGAUUCCGUCGCUACCUCAAUUUGAAACCCUACAAAGACUUCGAAGAUUGGAACCCGGACAAGGAAACAGCAAGAGCAGCGGAGCUCCUCUAUGGGCAUAUUGAGAACUUGGAGCUAUAUCCGGGGUUGAUGGCUGAGGUCACAAAACCAGCCGUUCCUGGUAGUGGUGUUUGUCCUGGCCACACAACCGGUCGUGGGAUUCUCGAUGAUGCAGUGGCUCUCGUCCGGGGGGAUCGUUUCCUUAGUUAUGAUUUCAACAGCACAACCUUGACCAAUUGGGGAGUGUCAAAACUUGCAUCAUUGCCGGCUGGAGCAUAUGGGGGUAUGCUACCACACCUAUUUUUCACUGGGAUUCCCGGUGCUUGGAAAGGGACCUCUGCAUAUGCCCUCCUUCCUUUCUACACGCCCACGGCAGCCAAAGGGAUCUUGAAAAAGAACAAAGUGAUUCAGAAUUACGACUUGGAAAGACCACCCAGUGAUAUGGCAGUGACAGGUAUUUUCACUCACGAAGGCUGCAAGAAAGUCUUCGAGGAUCGAGAAAACUUCCGUGUCAUGUAUCAAGCUGCCAUCCGUCACUGUACGAACGAUCACGAUUUCAUGAUUGGCUGGGACGAUGCUAAGCGACACAAAGAACGGUCCAAUAUCCUUCAUAAAGUCUUCUUCGAAGACGGAUUUGAAGCAAACGUUUCCAAGUUCUUCAGAACCAACGUGGCGAACCUUAUUAAGAAACACUCUUUGAAAUACUCCAAUAGCAGCAGAAGAUCGAUCGAUAUUGUUCGCGACGUGACCAAUGUCACACCGAUUCUCUGGCUGGCCGAUAGAUUCGCAAUCCCUUUGAAAACAGCCGAGCGUCCCCGUGGUUUGAUUUCAGUACCUGAACUGUUCAUGGCGUAUCUUGUACUUUUCAUGUACCAGAGCUUCAACAUCAUUCCAGCCAAUGAGUGGAAAUUGCGUGAGGGAGGGUUGAAAGUGGCACCUGUGUUGAGGAGUAUCUUCGAAGCGCAUCUCAAGACACAACAAGGUAUCAAGGAACACGUUGUUGAUUGGCUUGCCAAGGGGAGUGCUUUUGAGGUAGGUCCAGACGCAGACAGGAUCUACCACUCGCUUAACAACACCAAACUCCCCAUUGGUGAUUUGAUAGGCGACUGUAUCGGUAUGGGAGCACCGGUAGCGGGUAACUUGACUCAACAAGCCUCUCUCCUUAUUGACCUUUUCCUAAGCGAGGGAUAUGAACAAUAUAAAGCACGCAUCAUCGAACUGGCCAACAUGCCCGAGGAGCAAUCAGAGAAAGAACUAAUCGGAUACGUCUACGAGGGAAUGCGCCAUGCUGGUGUCGUCCCCGGCCUACCACGCGUUGCUUCAAAGGACGUGACCAUCAUCGAUGGCGCCAGAGGCCCAAUCCAUAUCAAGGCAGGCCACACAAUCCUCAUCGCCACAUCCAAAGCAGCCAUGGAUCCUCUAGCCUUCUCCAAUCCCGAGAAGUUGAAUCCUCAUCGUCCACUUUCGGAUUACAUCCUCCUUGGUCACGGGUUACACUUCUGUUUUGGAGCGAGACUGGUUGGGUGCUCGCUCGCUGCGACUUUGAGAGAAGUCUUCAAGUUGAAGAAUAUCAGGAGGGCUCCGGGACCACAGGGCCACUUUUCGAUCCUUGAACAUGAGUUUGCGGGGGUCAAGAUGAAGGUUUAUUUGGAUGGGAAUGCGAAGGAGUCGCCGAUUCCGACGACGCUAACGGUCGAGUAUGAUGAGUGAGUUGGGUAAUUAAUGUGUAGUUGAGCAGUAUUUUUUAUCUUAGUAGGAAUUCUCUCUUAUCUUUGUCGGGAAAAUUGAAUAAUGUUU
Molecule: messenger RNA, 3885 nt
Organism: Hymenoscyphus albidus
Lineage: Eukaryota; Fungi; Ascomycota; Leotiomycetes; Helotiales; Helotiaceae
Source: the annotation of a GenBank genome assembly